GACAAGAUGGCGGAGUCUAGAGAUGUGAUGAUGUAACGUCACCUUAUUUGAACAAAAUGUCAGAUUUAAAACCAGGUCGAAGUCAUAAGAAAGACAGAGACAGUAUUAGUGGCUCUCCAAAUACAGCUGCGUUAAGGAAGAUUAUAACUACAGACGUUGAUGUUCUGCAAUUUAAAUCAUUCCCGGUAAAUGGUCUAUAAAUGUUUUUUUUUAGUCUAGAAGGCGGAGACUACUUUAUAAAGUUCUAGUAUUCGCCAGAAAAACACUAUCAGCUUCGCACCAAAGGCAAUUUAUAUACGCGAUGGUUCUUUGCAGUUAAAAAUACCGUUAAUAUCUAAAUCUUUCAAAUUAUGGGGGGUUAUUAUCUCGGAUUAGCGAUUGCUCAUUACUCGGGGCAAAUAGUUCUGCUUGGGGUCGGUGCGAUAAUUUGACUGGAAUUUCUGUUCCUAAGUAUCAAUUUAAUUGUAGAAGUCCACGAAUUUAAUUUGCUUUUGUCAUGUAAUUGUUACUGCAUUUGUUUAUUUUCAAGGAUGAAGUUGUAAGCGACCUAAUAUAAUAUAUAUGGGCAGUAAAAGACCAUUCUACAAUGUGUAAACAGCACCGUAUGGAUUAUUCAUAUCCGAUCAGCUGCCAAGAUUUAGUUCGAAACGUAAAUUGCAACUUCAUGCUAGAAUAAAUUUUGUUGUUUCAGGAACUUAUCCAAGGCAUUCAGCCAAUUCAAUAUGAAAAGGAGUUAGCUGCAAAGAAAUUAUUAAUAAAUGGUGAUCCACAUCGGAAUUUGCUCAAAAUACCUGAAGACAAUCUGGUAGGCGUGAGGAUUAUUUUAGUUAUUUAUUUUAUACUGUUUGCUAAACUUUGACUUGAUCUGCGUCGAGUGUCGCGUUUAAUAUUACAUCCAUAGCAACAAAGUUUCUUUUAAAUUCUCACAUGUUUAUUAAGUAUUCAAAUCCUUGAAUAGCCUUGCUAAUUGUGUUAAUAUAUAUGCAAGCUGCUUGUUUUGAAUUUGAAUUGACAACAAUGCCUUAGCAUCUUAACAUUUGUAAAUGACGCAUCAUUGUACGAUCAGACGUCAGGACAGUUUUGUCAAAUUUAUAUUCAUUUAUUGCAGUUCUCAAGUUUUGAAUCUCUUACAUAACAUAUGGCCAACAAGUUAUUCUGUAAUCUGAGCUCUGUGUUAAUUUUGACAAGCCUCGAAUAAUGUAAACAAAACUCACAUGUGACUUUCUCAGCACUUAAUCUUUUCAUUUUCUGUCGAUAAAUUGCGGUAAAUAAAACCCAGUUGACAACUUUAUGCAUAUUUCUCAUUUUGGCAUUAUUAAUAUUUGAUGUAAAUGACUUGUGUGAUCAUGGCUUUGUUUCAAGAAAUCUGACUACAGAAUACUUGUGUUUAUAAAUCCAGGGAAUGGAAAAUACUGCAGUACAAGUAAGGUUUCAAUGUUUAAUAUAACGUAGAAAUAUAAUUUUCUGAGGUGAUUAAAGGAAUGAUAGUAUAACCUUGUGUGUUUAGUUAGGGUUUAUUGAAAACCCCCAGACAUGGCUCAGACAAAACAGUAUAACUCUGGUUUCAAAACAAUAUUUCCAGUUUAAUUUACUUUCAUAAUGGUUUCCAUAUAAGUAACAUUUUAAGAACAUUAAGUUUAAAGUAAAAUAGAGAAAUAUAAACGUUUCGGCAACUCUUUUUGUGUGUAUAUUUUCAAUGCUUUGAAUGAAAACAGCUUUAUCUAUAUACUUAGUUAGUAAGUCAUUUAAUACCACAAUACCCAUCAGUGGUUUACUAAAUGAAAUUAUAAAAUAUAUGACCUGUGACAACAUUUCAUAUUGGAUACUUACUAUAACUUAUAUUUAUUUACAUGUCAAUGUUAAUACAUAUUGUGGCUAGAUAUACAGUAGGUGAGCUUUGUAUUUAUAUACAUACUGAUAUAUUUUAGAGUUCUAACUUUAAUUAACAGUGCGUGCAGAAUGUCAGUGAAAAAUGUGUAACAUGGCAUAAUAAAAUACAACUUACUUCUUUGUUACAUAUAAUAGUUUUGUGUGUGGAAACACUACGUAAAUUUAUUACUGCAAAGCUUUCGAUCCGUAAGCCCGGAUCUUCAUCAGUGCUAAUAAUAUGAAGAAGAUGAAGAUCUGGACUACAUCUUCAUCUACUGAUGAAGAUCCAGGCUUACGGAUCGAAAGCUUUGCAGUAAUAAAUUUACGUGGUGUUUCCACAAACAAAACUAUUAUAUGUUUUAUCGCCAUGCAAACAUACAAAGAACUUCUUUGUUACAAUUGCAAAAAAGUGUCAAAAUGAGAAACCAGUAGAUUUUACAUAUAGUUGGAGCUUUGCAGGAUGUAUUACUGACAAAGAAGGCAGAAAGUCUUAGCCAACUGAUAGGCCAGUACUUCACUUGGAAUGUUAUCUACGGAAUAUGUAUAUUAAGUAAUAUAAUAUCUCUUAGCCAGACCAAGCAAGGCCAGACCACAAGUCUGGGAAGUAUAUAUUUUUUUUAGAUAUGUCCAGAGAACAUAAUAAUUAACUUGCAAAUAAUUAAAAUUUUUAAAAAUGCCUGGAUUGAAAAUAUAUCAUUAGGUUUCAUUGUUUAUAAAAACGUUUGGCAGAGUGCUCAAUGGAUAUCCACAGCAUAAUUAAAUAAAUUCAAGUACAAUUAGUCAAUAAAUUCCAUUGGGCAUCUUUAUUUAGAUUCAUACCACAAGAUAUAUAGCAUACAAAAGUAGCACCCAUCAGAUAAAUUAGCCUAAUUAUGACUACUGCAAAAACCUACAGUAUUUGUGAACAAGUGGAUGAAAAAUUAAAGCUUAAAAUUAAAAUAACAAAUUAAAAUAAAGCUUAUUAUUAAAGCUUUCAUCCACUUAUAUAUAAAUAGUGUAGGUUUUUACUGGAGUAGUAAUAAGGCUAGAUUAUAUGACAAGUGCCACAUCUAAUUGUGGCAAGAAACGUACUGCUGUAAAUAGUAAUGAAGAUGCCUAAUGGAAUUUAUAUUUUCAUAUAAUUAAUCAAAUCAUGUAAAACAUGUAUAUAGUAUAUCCACCUGAUGAGUGUGACAAGCUUGAAGCUUUCCUUGUCAUAUGAAACAGAUUAAUUGUAAAGCGCACUACAGAUACUGUAAAGACGCAUCGCCAUGUGCGUAAUUAUCCUUAUAUCCCGAGCAGUGACUGAUGCUGACAGCAGGGCUGUAAAUCCUUAAAAAUGUUAGAAAAGGGAUCUCUAAAGGCUCGAUCGCUGUAUUUUCAUUUUCUAUUAAACUUUAUUUAACGAGGCUAACACAUAAUAUAGUUAAAUAUGCUGGAAGUGCGACCAGGAUUGAACAUAAUGAUUUUUGAGACAUUCUCUGGUUGGAAAUUUUUAUUCAUGAGCUUUCGGCUGCCAGACUGCAGCCUUCAAUGGGUAGUUAUAAAAUAAGUGAUUACAGACGACUACGGUUUACAAUAAUUACAGAUCGGAGCAUACGCCUACUGUACGUUACGCCUACGCUACGCCUACAGUACGGUUAACAAAAUUACAGUGACAAACAAAUAACUGGAAGUUAUUACUAUUAGUAUUACAACUAAUAAACAUGUGGCCCUCAGGAUAUGCUAUGUGUACUUUAAGAGGUAGGUAGUUCCAGCAUUUGGCUGUGGUUACCAAAAAUGUGCACCCUUCUUCUUUAACUCUGUUAUAACUUGUGUGAUAAAAUUGUAUAAAGAGCACUGUGAGUGUUUCUUUUAUCUUUUUCUCCUUGAUGUAAUCUGAACAAGUAUCAGCUGACCUUUUAUACAUCGAUCACGAGACAACGUGUAACAUCAGCCUCAUAAAAAGGUACCCAACCUAGAGUGUUGAACAAGUCGAUACUGCAGUGUCGAGGAUGAGCAUCAAGAAUGACUCUCACUGGCACAUCGCUUUUGCAGGUUGAAAAUCUUGAUGCCUAUCUAUUGGCAUCCAAGCUGAUUUUUACACUGUUGGCUGCACUGGGCUGAGGGUAGCAAACUAAAAGACUGGUUCUUAAUAUUUAAAUGGCGGGUUAUUGAUUCCAUGGGGAAGAAUCAGAUGGUUAUCUUCGCUUUGACAUGUUCACCACAGUUUUUUACUGUACAUCUACAGUAUAUUGAGAUAAGCUAAGAGCAGUGAGUUCAGUAAGCACCUUUCACCUCUGAAAUCCAUUCUCACCCUUAUGACACUUAUGCAAAAAGAGUCUGUUUUUUAUGCUCUUCUGAAAGUCGUGGGUUUUCUCAGAGGACUCCACUUUCCUCCCCCAGGUCAAUGUUGACAGGGUGGGAUUAGCUCAUUAGCCCCUAACUGGCCAUUCCACCGUAACUGCACUCUGUGAUCAAAUAUGAGUCAUAUGGUGGCUACGCCUCUAGGUGCCCGAUCGAUUUGAUCAGAUUGAGUUGUGUUGUUGGCAAUUCAACUUACUGUAGCUCUGUCAUUGGCAAUUUAACUUACUGUAGCUCUCAGCUGCAAGUAAAGAUGAUUACCCAUUUACUAAACAGUACACAGAUGACAGGCUAGGCUCUUUCUUGAUGAAGGCUAAUGCCUCGAAUCUACUGUUGACAGUAGUUUUCACCAAUUGUCAAUCCUUGUUCUGGUGGCUUAAUUAUUGCAGGAUUUCUCUUUCUUGCAUGAUAGACUUGUUCUGUUAGGAAUUGAAAUCUGAUGGACUGGACACCUGUGCAUGUGCUGGAAGAAAUCAAACUCUGGUGAGCGGUCAGUGGACCCGUACGUACCCAGACUUGUAUCGUACCCUGAAUGAAUUAUACCAGGAUAUUUCUAGGAUAUUUUCCCUGUACUUUAUUCUCUUUUGUAUAAUCCUCUUUUUGUUUUUAUGAAAUACCCAUAUUUCUGUUUAGUCGGUCAGAACAAGAAAAGUAAUUUAACUUCAUUACUGUACAUGUUUGCACAUACAGUAACUUGAUAUAAAUACCAAUACACAACCCUCGAAAUUCGCCUCGGCACUCGGCAGGCAAUUCCACCCGCUGUUCCUUAACUUACAAACUACAGUUUCUGUUCGUUUUUUUCUUCUUAAAUAUACAAACUACAGUGUUCGUUUUUUGUAUCACUUCUUUGUUUGAAUUGUUGUCAUCGACGUUGGGUGAACAACAGAAGAUUUCAUUCAUAGCUACUUUACAAAAUAUUUAAAUUUGAGCUUUUCAUGCAGCGUCGGCUUCGGUUGAAAUAAAGAACAAUCUUGAUGGUUUAAAGACGGUACGUCGAGAAACUUUGUUUUAUCUUUUAGACUGUCGCGUGAUUUUACCGUCAAGUUUAUUCUUUCAUACAAUUGGUUGUAAAUUACCACUAACUUUUUAAAAACAUUUUGAAUAAGGAAUUUGUAAAAUAACAACAAAUUGUCGAACGUCAGAAGUCUCAGAAUCUACGCUCGUUAUAAUAUUUGUUUACAAUAAUUUCCGUAUGUACUUUACUUUAAUUACAACUGCCGACGUGAAUGCCGAAAUGUGCCGAAGUAAUUGCCGAAGGAAUUUAAGAUGAUAUCAUUGCGUGCCUCGGCAAAAAAAAAUUGCCGAAGCACUGCCGAGGCAAACUCGAAAAUUAUCGAAAGGCUUCGGCAAUUAUUUGCCGAGGCAAAAAUAGUUGAAUUUCGAGGGUUGAUACAUGGCAAUAAUAUAUGUUUCCUUAAUUCCUUUCUAGAUUGUGAAUAUUCCGCUUGAUAUUCGAACAGAGUAUAGCAGUGUGCCAAGUAACGCCAAAUCUAAAGCUGAAGGAUUAUUUGUGAAGGAGGUAAGUAACGUUUAUUGCUGAAAUCAACCACUAAUUUGGUUAUGCAUUGUAUUUGUUUCUCAAACUUAGAUGAUAUUGUCUCGUCAACAAUCCUCUUAAAAAGAAACCACUACAUCGAAACAGGGAGUGUGUAUGUGUGUGUGUGUGUGUGUGUGUGUGUGUGUGU
Paramuricea clavata is the source of this 5876-nucleotide messenger RNA. Lineage: Eukaryota; Metazoa; Cnidaria; Anthozoa; Malacalcyonacea; Plexauridae. The record is from the annotation of a GenBank genome assembly.